This is a messenger RNA of Drosophila hydei, 8784 nucleotides long. RefSeq names its product pneumococcal serine-rich repeat protein (gene Su(var)2-HP2). Bases 303 to 8615 code for a protein of 2770 amino acids. Lineage: Eukaryota; Metazoa; Arthropoda; Insecta; Diptera; Drosophilidae. The transcript has 10 exons. The record is from RefSeq and is a predicted model, not a curated record.
CUAUUAUAUCGCUAUCGAUACCAAAUGCAACAUACUCAAUACUUCUUUAUGUGCGGUAUUUCCAAGUUUAUGUGAUUGUAAAAUAAUAUUUAAUUUAACAUUGCGCGCGGUGUUUAGCAAUUUAUAACUCAUUUGCAUGAAGAGCGCCAUAUUUUGCUGCAUCGUUGCUAUGGUGCGCAAAUGUAUACAACAAUCCGACAGUGACAAACAUAUAUUUAAAGAGUAAAUGCAAUCGCUAUAGAGCGAAAAAAAUAGAAAAAGAAAAAUACGUAAAUAUAUGCAGAGAAAAUAGUUUUGUAAAAAUGGAUGAUAUAGAAAUAGAAUAUCUUGACGAGUAUAAAGACUUAGUUGUGCCAGGCAUCAAAACAACCAGCGAUGGGCACAUGCAGCAAACGUUGAUGCGAAUGCCGCUCAACAGACGAACUUCGUCUGACUCGAGUGGUUCCUCGUCGAUAGAUCCAGAUAUAUUUCAGAAACUUUUUGACGGCAAAUUUCUUGACGAUGAGUUGCUAACUGAAACAGCGAAAGGUAGUGCUCGCCGUCGAGUAAGCUCAUCAUCGAGUGAAUCUAACGAUGCUCUGGACGCUUUGUACAAUCGACAAAGCAGUAAACUCAAGGGCACAAGACGUGAUCGCCUAGAAUCAUAUGAUUCAAUUGAUGAUUUGGGUGAUGCAUUAAUGGGUGCAACCCGCAACUCGCUGUCAAAGCCCACGUCCUUUCAGGCAGCAGCACGAAAGUCACUAAGUCACAACGGCAUGGACAGGUCUAAAAGUGCAAAAUCUGCGGCAAAGUGCAAUAACCCGGAAAGCUUUAAGCCCGGGACGAGACCUAGCGGCAGAAGCAGUAGCAGUAGCUCAUCGAACCCUCCCAUUCUGCACAAGAAAGCAGUAACCAUUAUAAAAGCUAAGAAACCGGACUUGAAUCCACCUAAGCAUGAACCCAAAGAGGAUCCACUGCAUUUGCAGGACUUCUCAGAUAACACAGACACUGAUUCAUCUUAUGAAUACGAGUCCGAUUUUUAUGGCUAUGGCGAUUCAGAUGAUGUCGAUGCGUCGAAGCAUAUUAUUGAUAUAUCAACAGAUAGCAGCACUGUAUCUUCAUUUGCGGACACUGUGACACCUGUUGUUUCCGAAGACGAAAGCCUGAAGCAGCAGCAGCAGCAGCAGCAAACGCCACAUGGUCAUAAUGAUCGUCUACAGUUGUAUUUAAAUAAUCUAAGUAGUGCCGAAACGCCUCCAUCUAAACAAAAAUACACAGGCCCAGCUAAAAAAUCACGCACCCAGAAAAAAAAACAGUCUAAUGCAUUAGCUGAAAAAGUUCAAGACCAGGAUCAAAUUGAUCAGGUGAAUGCAAAGGCCGAGAAGAAGUUUGACAGUCCCUCAAACAGUAAAACUGCAUCGAAUUACUGUAAUGAGAUCGACAAAGAAUCUCCUGCUGAUUACGUCGACGUUAAUUUAACCUAUGAAACCUUAGAGCUUUUAAGCCUCAAUCUUGCCGAGGAAAUCAUUAACAUUGACGCUGAGCGCUCCAAGGAGUUCGAAAGCCGUUCCGCUUCCAAGACGCGAAGCUUAUCUUCUACAAAGAAAGUGGAUCACCCAACAGUUAGCUCAUCGUUUUCCAAAAGCCAUGUACGCAAACUCACAUAUUCUAACGAAAAGUUAGAUGAGAUAGCUACGCCGCUAAACUCUCUUCGUCGAGCGAAAAGUGAUGGCGCCUUUCCGAAAUGUGGUAGUAGUCGAUACUCAAAGAACAGAGCCGCCACCACAGAGUCACAGAUCACGAGUAGGCCACCAUCGCCAGCGAAAAAGAUUGUAGAAACAGCAAUAGAGCAAGAGCCAAAAAUGGAGAUUGAAGUUAAAAAAGAGCCAGAACAAAUAAAACGCAAACGUGGUCGACCGAGAAAGAAGAAAAACAAAAAUAAUUUGAAUAAUUUCCUCUCGGAGCAGGCUAAUCCACAUCCGUCAAAAAAUCAAAACGCUACUGUCAAAGUAGAGGAAAAGAUGAAAAUAACAACUAACGAUUCAAAUAAGCAAGAAGAAGCGUCGCUAAGCGCUCCGUCUGAUACGAUUUCGGAAUUAAAGUCUUCGAACGAAGCUCCGGAUGAGUCGCAACAGGAAUUGAAAAUGAAUGAUCAAGAAACAACAAAAGCUACCGAUAUAGCCCAACCACAGCUCAGAGAUACAAAUGUCAAUAUAAUUUCUACCUCAACGGAAGACAGUAAGCUAGAAGUUAAGGCUGCUCAGAGGGCAGCAGAUAAUGAAACAGAUAACUUAAAAUUGAGUGCUGGGAAGAGUAUGGAUAUUGACGGUGUUGAGCUGUUGAAUAAUGCACAAGGAUGUGAAAAUGGAGAAUGCAUUAAACAGGAAAUGCCAAACACAAAUACAAACAAAAUAGAACCAGAAAAAGAAGAAAAGGAUAUAACAAACCAAGACUCUCGCGAUGAACUGGAGAAAAUGGAUGUGACUAAUACUUUAGCAACGGAUAUUAGCCAACCUGUUGAAGCUGAAGGUAUACAAACUAUAGAGCAAGAGACUGAUAGACGAGAUGAAGAUCUAUUGAAUGAAAAAAUGGAAAAGAUUGAAAAAUAUUUAUCUGAAGUAAUGAGUCCUCAAGAAGAUAUUAAAGAAGUUAAUAAGGAAGUGACUGCAGAUGUGACUGAUAACCAACAAGCGGCUAAUCCAAACGUGGAAAUGGCAAAGAAGAAAUAUCGCUCAUUAGCCACUAUCGUUUCUUCUCCAGAGAUCACUUCGGCUACAAAAACGACAAAAAGCGAAAGUCGCAAUGCCAAGCGUCUGCUUAGGGGUGACAUUGAUUCAGUCGGAAUCGCUGAAACUCAGCGGCGCAAUAGUCCACGGCUGACAGAAAAGUCACCGGUUACAAAAGCACCGAAGGUUAAAAGAGAAAAAACUAAAGUCCCUUCGGCCCCCAAAACACCCAGAAAAUCGAAAGCAAGUAAUGUAGAAUCAAGUUCCCACGUAGAGUCAGUAAAGGAGCGACCGCUACGCAGCUCCAAAUCAACAACGGCUACUACUGAUGAAAACAAGAAAUCAGAAAAACCGAAUAAGUCUGCGAAAAUUAUACAAAACUCCGAUGACAAGGAUAGUGCCACAACGCAUAGGAAAUCGCGUAGCACAAAGCCUAAGUCAAAAGCCGAGCAGAUUGAUAAAUCUAAUUUAGCUACGAUAACAGAAUCCGGCCAAUCUGCAUCAUUCGCACCUAAGCGCGAUGCCAAUGAAACAAAUACAAGUGAUGUUAAACUGAAUUCAGGCAAAGAUAUUGAUAUUCCCACAUCUUCGGAUACUCAUAAAAAAGUAGAUGCUAAGAAUAUAGAACCCCUAAGGGAGAUAACAUUAACUAAGGAAAUGUCAGAUCUCGAACUGCUUAAAACAUUGGACCUUAAUGAGAACUCAAGUUGCAGCGAGCAGCAACCAACUGUUUCAGAUACUCCACCUAUUAAAGCCGCCGACACUACUGAAGAUCAAAAGCAUUUACAUGAAGUUCUUGAUUUGCAGAUUGAAGGCGGCAAUAAGGAAGAAAACACAAGCGAGCAGUCGGCCCUAGUUAAACAGCGCGCUGGAAUGCCUCGAGAAAUUAGAGGUCUAUUGCAGGAAACAGGAACUGAAUGGGAGCUCGAGACAGCAGGAAAUCGUGGCCGUGCCACUCGAUCAAGAGUGAGUACGCCAAUUCCUGGAAAGUCGAAAAAAAGUAGGCUAAAGGAAAUUAAAUCCACCGAUACUCCAACUUACGAACAAAUCAAUGAUAAACCAGAAGCGAAACCCGAUCAGUCUCCUUCCUGCAGUGAAUUGUCUAUAAAAGAUCAAGAGAAUGAAUCACUCAACAUAAAUAAAAACCAAACGAAUGAAAAUAUUGAAGAGGCUGCAGCGCUUAAAGCAGACAGUGCCGAUCAGUCGGACCAUCAGACUAUGUGCUGUGAUAUACGACAUUCAGAUGAGAAAGGCAAUCAGCCCGAGCUUGUAGAAACGGAGCCGGAUCCGAGUAUUUCAGUUACACCAAAACUUGUGGGUUCACAUAAUUCCUCCAUGUCAUAUCAGGACACACCCACCACUUGCUCUUCGAACAGUUCAUGCCGUAAGCUUCGCAUUCUAAUUAAGAAACCAGUGCCACGCUCUAAAAUCAAUUUUGGCCAACUUGAAAACGUUGAGGAAGAAGAUGAAGAGUUCGAAGAUUCUACAUAUCAAUCUGAUCAAUCAGUUUGCAACGAUGUAGAAGAGAAAGCAACUGAGAGCGAGCCAAUGGCUGAGAGCGAGCUGAUAAAACCAUCCACUGAAGUAUAUCAACAAAAUCUCGCUGAUAAAACAGUAAAUCCCACACAGAUUACAGUAGAUCAACAAAUUGAUCAAGCUGCAGCUGAUACCAAAGUUAGUGAAGAACAACCAGAUGUAAAGGAUACUAAGGAUAAGCUAACAGAGCAGGAAACAGUUGACACGGAACAACAGCACAAUGAGAAGAAUGCCACCAUCAAGGAAGGGAAAGAAGCAACUGGGGAGGGGCAACAGGAUAUUAUAACGUCUAAUGAAUUACAGCAACCUGAAGAAGAGGCAUCUCAGCAGGCAACUUCUGACAAACAGGAGCAACAGCAACCGGAUCAGAUAGCUGCUGAACGGACGCAACAACCUACAGAUGAGCAGCAGCUGGUUAAAGAUAAUAUUGAUAAUUUAUGUACGACGGAAACAACAGGUGUCGACAAGGAGGAGUGUAUCGAUGCUGGGAGCUCCAAUCAAACGGAUGCUUCUGAGCCAGAUGUAGCCGCAAAACGCAAGCAAAUGUUGCAAAUGAAGCAAGCUGCCCGCGGCACUGCUAUGGCACCACCAGCGACACCUAAAAAGGAUCUAUCCCCUGCCAAAGCGGCGCGACGUCUAGGGAAGCCCAUAAAGUUGAGUGAACAACCCAAACAAAAGCGUCGAAAACUAGCCGAGUCAAAGACACAGCAUGGUGGACAUGAGGACAAGAGAAGUCUUCAAUUGGAAACCAAGGAGCUCUCUUCGACAAACAAGGCUGCUGAAGAGCCAGGAGGCAAGGCUAAAAAACAAAUAUCUGUCGUCAAGAAAUCUGUGCCUCAAGAAUCAGCAUUAUUAGUCGACAAGUUCGGACAAACAUUAACAUCCACAAAGCUCAGCAAGAAGCAUGAAGCAAACAAGACACCGCCAAUUAAAUCUAGCUUAUCAAAGUUACUUAGUGGUGACGACUCCAUGACCGUGGAUAACACAGUUAUAAUAACCAAAACUGAAAUACCAAGUACAACACAACCGUUCAAAAAGGUGGACACGCCAGCAUCUCCUGCUGGCGGUAUUAACAUCUCCGUCUCAUUGAUGCCUGAUGUUAACAACCAAAUGACUUUAACACCCAAAAAGCUAUUGACCCAGACGGAGACAGCCAAGAAGCUGAUAUCUCUGAGUGCUGCAACACAGAAGUUGGAAGUAUCUCCAAUCGCAAUACAGCCUUCAGCUUCAACUACUAUCGAAAAGUCGCAUACACCAGUUGCUGAGACUACCAAAAAGCUGAAAGUCCGUAAAUCAGACGCUGAUAAGCGAGCUCGAGUAGCAGGAAAAAUCCCGUCUGCCGACACCAAGAAGAAACCAACGGCGACAGAGGAAACAAAUCAAAACCUGGAAGCCAAAGAGCCAGCAAAACCAGCUGCGGUGGUUAACCCUAUAGUUAGCAGAAAAUCCUCACCACACACUCAUGAGAAAAAGUUGAGUGCACACAACAGGGAACUAUCUGCAGCUCCAGCCAAAACUAGCAAUGACAACGCUGAUAGCAACGACGCCAGCGAGGCAAUGGCUACAGCGAAGGGUAUGCACAAGAAGGAUUUACGUAAGGUUACUGGUCACAAAUCGUUCAGAAAAUCAAAAUCCAAGGAAGUGCCAGAAGUGUCGGUGGCAGAAGCCACAGCAGCAGCUGCAGGAGAGUCUAGGCCAUUAGCAACAAAUACCCCGUCAGAAUCCCGGGAUUCAUCCAACGAGCGUAAAAAACGCUCUGCUCGCAUGACAAAGAUAUCGCAAUCAAAAGCUGCGACACCGGUAACACGUGCCUGCAGUCAUGCACGUUCUUUGGCCGACACGCCUUCGCCCAUGACCUUGCCCACAAAACAUCGGAAUCCGUCCCACGAGCGACAGCCAGCAACAUUGCCCGAUCUUAUUGGGCAAAUGGCACCAAAGCCGCAGCGUCAAUCCCGGAAGAGUUCUAAACUGGCCAAAACUGAGGCGCACACCCCGCCUCAGAGUCAAGGUCCAGCUUCAGUCGCCGAGUCGGCGAAAGUUUCACAUUCUCGUAAGCGCAAGCUGCCAGAUAAGCCAGUGGCAGAUGGGGUAAAACGUUCAAAGGAGCAGCCGGCUACACCGCAGGCAGCAAUUGCUUUUCCAGUGCGAAUUACAGCGGCUUCUAUUGGCACAAUCCCUGCUAGUGAGAAACCAAUCGCUGACCCAAUGGCGACUAUUGAGAUACCAAAAGCACCACCUCCAAUAGUAGCGCCACAACAAGUGCAAAAGCCCAAGGAUUUGAAACUUCCGGCACAGCCAUUGCCGCCUAAGAUGCGCAAGUUACGAGUGCGGCUUAAUCGGAGUGUGAUAACAAAUUGGCUAAAGGGUCUGCAGCAACCGGGGCCAUCCAAUCAGCGGUUGGAGUCGUCAACAGCCCCAGCCCCCAGUGCCAAGACUGCAGCAAACGCACCUCCAAAGCAAGCAGAUGCUACAAGCAAAUUGCAGCUCGUUGCACGAAAGCAGCUGUCGAAGAUACCCAUUGCUAACUCCGUACCACUCCCAGUACCUUUGCCAGUGCUCGAAAUAAAGGCGGAGCAGCCAGAAGUAGAGGAUGAACCACAAUCCAAUGCAUCUGCAGCGCAAACAAUGCAUAUGGAAGUUGAUGUUCCAGCGCCAUCCAUAACACAAGCUGCGGCAAGUAUUUCGAGUAGCCACAGCAGCAGAGUGGAGCCAACGGCGACAACGCAGGCGGAACCUAAUAUAGCUAACAAUUCGAACAACGCUGUCAGCAGUAGCAGCAGCACCACAGCCACUACCGCUAGCACCACCAACAGCAAUAGCACAAUACCGGCAGCGCGCACCGCCAGCGAUCAGAAUACAUUUGGAACAACGAAAAUGUUUUCGUUUUUGUAUCCAUCGCGAUAUCAAUACUCCUAUGGCCAUGUUGGACUCGAUUUUUGCUGCCCAAAUCUGGACGGGCCGAUGCAGGCCAUUGAUCCGACCCGGCUACAUUCAAAAGUGGAAGUGCCAGUGCUGGAGCUGCCACAGUACAUGGUCAUCUCGACAAAGAUUAUUUCGAAGCAGGACAAAAACAUACCGCAAAAGGUGCGCGCCAAACUCGAACAAUUAGCAGCUGCAAACGAUGCUGAACCCCGUGCCAUACAAACAAUGUUGCCACCGACGACGACAGCUACAAUAGCAACGCCCUCCGUGACCACUAGUGCACCGGCAACCGUGAGCAAUGUUAAUUCGAUUGCCAGGCAGCAACCUCCUCGUAGUACAACUUUGGCCAAAAAACCGCAGCCAACUAGUGCCGCUGCUCCAGUUGCUGCUGCGCCAUCGCCGACUGUAGCCAGCUCAACAGCAACUGCGAGCACUCCUGGCUUUCUGCAGCUGCCACCGAUUUGCCCCACUGAGAAGAGGCGCGUGGAGCUGCAGACACGUGUUCAGAUCUUUGAUCACAUACUGCAGAACUUAGCACGGCGAGCCAGUUUAAUGAGCGUUGAGGAGCGCCAACAAGUCAUAAAGAACAUAGUUAGGACGAGCAGCCUGCUACCGAUUGAUGUGGACAUGGCCACCCAGGUGUUGGAGAACUAUUCAUAUUAUUUGUACGCAAUCAACAAUACCAGACUUGUCGAGCAGCCAAAGCUGCGCUCCAUUGGCACAUCAACUACGUCAACCACGCCCACAUUCACCACCGCCGUCUCCACAGCAACAGCAAGCAACACUAGCUCAGCGACUGCUACUGCGCUACCAAUGGCAGCAGAGGGCAGCAAGCCCAUUUAUGAUAAAGGCAAGAAUAUUAUUGGCUAUCAGUACAAAACACCAAAUUUGUCCUUGAACUCAGCGGUAGUUCGUACUCCCUUAGCGAUCAGCGCAAUACGUGGCACAAGCCCCAAAGGCGGGCAACCGCCAGCAGCAGCUGGAUUAGGACCAACAGCGACACAUCUUAGCCAACAGCAACGUAUGCGCCUUCUUAUGACUGCAAAUGCCGCCAGCGGCAAGGUGAGUGGGGCGUCACCCGCUGCGGAAGCUACGCGUGUUGCAAAGAGAGUAGGGUCUGGUACCAUGAUUCCCUUUAAUCCAUCGCCAGCACAAAAGACCUAUGGAGGCCGGUCCACGAGUGUAACGUCUGCUAUGAAAGCAGCCACAGCUGCUGCAACCAACAAAGUUACACCUGUUGGCGUCGUCAGUGGGAUGCCUCAAUUUGGGGCGAGCGGAAAGGCUUCGAUAGCGUCUGCCAGCUCACAGGAUAACUCGAAUCGAAGUAAUCUGUUUAUUGUCAAUCAGUUGCUGUCGCAGCAAGAGGAGUGUAUACUACCAGAUGCCAUUGGUACAGUGGAUGCUGCUGCUGACAUUAAAGGCGAGCUUGAAGAUGCAGAAAUAUUAACUUAAUUCUUAGAUCUAAUUAUAAUUACACUUAAACUCUGAAAGUAUUUUAAGCUACUUUACCAAAACUAAGAACAACACGCCCAUAUAAACCACAGAUUAACAUAUGUAAAACAUUAAUUGCGGGUUAUCAAAAAGUUUGUUGAAUUUCCACCCCUUUACUAUACAAGUUUUU